UUAAACAAAAUACAUAAUUCAUCCACCUUUACACCUUAAAAAAAAAUAAAAAAUCAUCCAGCUUUACAUUUUAAAAGUUGAGCAGCAUAUACAAAUUAUACAACUCCAUAGGCCACCGAUACAAUUUAUUACUCCCAUAUUUCCAACACUUUAAAUCCACUCCUCCGCCACCACCACCUCCGCCGCGAAAAUGCCGGCGAAACUGAAAUACGUAAAACUAUGCUACCAAUACAUGAAAAAUCACAUCCUAACCUUAGUGUUGAUACCAUUAAUAAUGGGCGCAAUCCUCCGAUUAAGGCCGGACGAAAUGGUGCAAGGCAUCCACGUGGAGAUGGUUUUGUUGUCCCUGGCGGCGGUGUUUGUGGCGAGCGUGUACCUGAUGUCGAAGCCGCGGUCGAUUUUCCUGGUGGACUACUCGUGCUACAAGCCGCCGGUGACGCACCGCGUGCCCUUCUCGACCUUCAUGGAACAUUCUAGACUCAUCCUGAAAGACAACCCGAAGAGCGUGGAGUUCCAGAUGCGCAUUCUAGAAAGAUCCGGGCUGGGCGAGGAGACCUGCCUCCCCACCGCCAUCCACUACAUCCCCCCCACCCCCACCAUGGACGCCGCCAGGGAAGAGGCCGAGCUCGUCAUCUUCUCCGCCAUCGAUUCAUUGAUGGACAAAACCGGCAUGAAGCCCAAGGACAUUGAUUUCUUAAUCGUCAACUGCAGCCUCUUCUCCCCGACUCCCUCCCUCUCCGCCAUGGUCGUCAACAAAUACAAACUCCGCAGCAAUAUCAAGAGCUACAAUCUCUCCGGCAUGGGUUGCAGCGCGGGGCUCAUCUCCAUCGAUCUCGCGCGCGAUUUGCUGCAAGUUCAUCCCAAUUCGAACGCGCUGGUGGUGAGCACGGAGAUCCUAACCCCGAAUCACUACAAGGGGACGGAGCGGGCGAUGCUGCUCCCCAACUGCCUCUUCCGCAUGGGCGGCGCCGCCAUCCUUCUGUCGAACAAGCGGCGGGACAGGCGGCGCGCCAAGUACAAGCUGGUGCACGUGGUCCGCACGCAUAAGGGCGCGGACGACAAGGCGUACAAGUGCGUGUACGAGCAGGAGGAUCCGCAGGGGAAGGUGGGGAUCAAUCUGUCCAAGGACUUGAUGCUGAUCGCCGGAGAGGCGCUCAAGUCGAACAUCACCACCAUGGGGCCGCUGGUGCUGCCGGCGUCGGAGCAGCUCCUCUUCCUCCUCACGCUCAUCGCCCGGAAGAUGUUCAACCCCAAGUGGAAGCCGUAUAUCCCGGACUUCAAGCAGGCGUUCGAGCACUUCUGCAUCCACGCGGGGGGGAGGGCGGUCAUCGACGAGCUGCAAAGGAACCUGCAGCUGUCGCCGGAGCACGUGGAGGCGUCGCGGAUGACGCUCCACCGUUUCGGCAACACGUCGUCGUCGUCGCUCUGGUAUGAAUUAGGGUACAUCGAGGCCAAGGGGAGGAUGAGGAAGGGCGACAGAGUGUGGCAGAUCGCUUUCGGCAGCGGAUUCAAGUGUAACAGCGCCGUCUGGAAAUGUAACCGGACCAUCAACACGCCCGCCGACGGCCCCUGGCAGGAUUGCAUCCAUCGUUAUCCCGUGCACAUUCCGGAGAUUGUCAAGCUCUGAUCAUCAAUUUGCAUACACAACCUCUAUGUACAAUAUCAAUACGUAUCUACAAGCUUAACAAUGCAUGCUCAUGAUGUUUUCCUUUUAAUUAUUUAUUCUGUUCGCUUGUUUCAUCAAUUUCAUUGGGAAUUUGUACCGAAAAAGUUAUGCAGGCAUCACAGGGAAAUUUCAUGUUCUAUGCAUGUUUCAUUUUUCUAGAAUAUUGUAGACCGUUACUCAAAUUUAAGUAUUCUUAUUGAAUGACAGAAAACGAAAAGCUUUUCUUCUUUGAACAAA
Salvia miltiorrhiza (redroot sage) is the source of this 1903-nucleotide messenger RNA. Its product is annotated as 3-ketoacyl-CoA synthase 6-like. Gene Ontology annotation, cellular component: membrane. NCBI's taxonomy places the organism in Eukaryota, Viridiplantae, Streptophyta, Magnoliopsida, Lamiales, Lamiaceae. Gene Ontology annotation, biological process: fatty acid biosynthetic process. The record is from RefSeq and is a predicted model, not a curated record. Bases 191 to 1627 code for a protein of 478 amino acids. The transcript has a single exon. Gene Ontology annotation, molecular function: acyltransferase activity, transferring groups other than amino-acyl groups.